GUACAUGUCGUUAUUUGACAGACGCCUUCGUUGUUAGCUCUAUUUGAGAAGCUCGACAGAUGUACCUUGAGAAGCCCCCCAAAACUAGAAAUCGUCUGUCAGCGGGAAAUUUCGCAAUAACAUCGAUACAUCCAUUAUUAUCCCCAUUAUCCAAACCAAGCCAAACAAAUCAUCUACUAGAAAGCUCAUUAUGCCGAAGGAAGAUUGCAAAUAUUGGGAUAAGUGCUAUCAGAGAAAUGAACAGCAUUUACAAAAAUAUAAUCAUCCGGAGAAUAAGAAAUCACCACAAAAACUAGAUGGACCACCUAAACGCAGAUCUUCAGAAAUGGAGAGGGCCACUACGCCAACGCAGGAUAAAGAACAGCAGGCUGAAAAGGAUAAAUAUGAAACCGAGGAGCUGAGAAAAGAAGCGCUGGCAAAUAUCAGCGGUAAGGAUUAUAUGGCUAUCUUGCAAAAACGCAUUAAGCUAUCAGAACAACAAGAAUAUGACAAUUUACUUAAGAGCCACGAGUUUAUACGCCAUAAGUUCUUGGUGGAAAUGCCGCCAGAUUUCUAUGCCUUUUGGAAGUUUUUAGAGCAACUAAAGCCCAAUCUAAAGGGCGUGGAGAUUUUAGAGUAUCUUGAGAAAACCUUCCACCUUCUAGCCGUUGGACCAUUUGAAUUUUUGGCCGGACGUUUCAACAAAGCAAAGCUUCAUGAGCCUGGUGAUUACCUGAGGCACUGGCGAUUCUACUACGAUCCUCCAGAAUUUCAAACAGUCUUUGUGCUUAAGGGGACUGGGGUGCACUAUGGCUAUUGGCGUGAUGAUCCACAUGAUAAAGAUUCUUUGUUGCUGGCUCGCAAUGACUCGACCAAGAGCUGUGAAUUUGAAUUUGUAGCUGCCAAUGCUUUUGAUUGCUUUUUACACUUUUUGGAAAAAGACUUCAAAGGAUCUCCUUUCACAGCUGCAGCAGUGGCAAGCACCAAAAAAUCCUUGCAAAAGUUUAUUGAAACAAGUGAAUUUCAGCUGGAAGCCCUGGAAAAGGUACGCCGAAGUCGCAGUCUUAAAGUUAAUUGCAAAACGUUCCAUCGUGGUGGCAUAGUAGUGCCCUAUGAAUCUAAAACCGAGUUGGGUUAUAGGCCACUCUUAAUAAGCGAUGCAGAAUUAAAAAAAAUAUUGGAUUUGUUUAAAGCGGGUGGUUCGUCUGCGGAUGAUCCAAAUGAUGACGUUAAAAAUGCAGUUAUGGAAAAAUUGCAACCUAUAGCUACAGCAGCCAGUAUAGCAGUAGAUGAGUGCGAUUUUGGAACGGCUUUAGAACUGGGCAUUGAUUUAUUUUGUAGUGGCUAUACGCAAUUGCACAAGUUGCUAAGUACAUUGCUGGUGCAGGCUUACUCUUUGCUGCAUCGCCCUCAGUUUAUUGCCAUAUUAAAAGCACAUUUGGAACAAAGGUCUAAGGGACUAAAUUUGAGUAUUUUUGAUUUAGAUAAAUAAACUGUUUUUGUUAUUUUUAAUAAAAUUGAAUUUUUUUAUAAAAUACCAGAAAUUGUACCGUAA
Molecule: messenger RNA, 1534 nt
Organism: Stomoxys calcitrans (stable fly)
Lineage: Eukaryota; Metazoa; Arthropoda; Insecta; Diptera; Muscidae
Gene: Hpf1
Product: histone PARylation factor 1-like
Exons: 1
Coding region: 191-1471 (426 amino acids)
Biological process (GO): regulation of protein ADP-ribosylation; DNA damage response
Cellular component (GO): nucleus
Molecular function (GO): histone binding; poly-ADP-D-ribose binding
Source: RefSeq, a predicted model, not a curated record